AGACGGAAGAGCAGCAAGGAUGAAGUGAUUUUCGGGAGGAGCCAAAUGGAACACGGCGUCGUGAAAAACCCUAGCGGCGAGGGAUGGAUGAUAAGUGGCACGAGAGCGACUCGCGAGCGUAAUCAUGAAACCGAGAAACGAACUUUGGGAGGACCUUCGGACUCUGCAGUCGAAGGGUUACUGCGCGAGAGGACCGGUAGGUACCGGGUUGCUGCUCAGGCUUCAAGUAGGGGCUUCACCCGAGGCCUCGAAAAGAAGUGGAAGGAGAAGAAGCAGACGGAAUAGAACAAGGCGAGGCGAGGCGAGGAGAGGAGAGGAGAGGGAGGGAGGAGCAGCAUCAGCAUCAGCAGAGAGGACAGGGAAAGGUGGAGGGAGGGAGGGAGGGAGCUGCGUGUUCAGCGGCCGGGCGGAACAUGCUUUGCGAUCCUUGGACCCAGUAUUGACACAGCGACUAGCACGACGCGCAGCGCCUCUGCUGACGCGUUUUACGUCCUGACUUGGCAGACAAUCCUGAAUUGAAAACCACGGGAAUCAAAACGCAGGCGCCCGAAGGGCCGGAACGCAAUGGCUGCUGCCCACAUAGUCUGAGCUGGUGAGGGCGGUGUUGUUCGUGCAAGGAAAUUCCGAAGGGACUGGAACCUGGUUGAUGUGGUGACGACGAUACGUGGGUGUCAAGAAUUCGGACUGCCUUGCGGUGGUGGUGGUGGUGGUGGCGGCAGUGAAGUCUAUGACGUGAUCGCUACUCCACUUCUCGUUAAAUGGACUGAGCACAGCCAGUCUCGUGAAAUUGGGCUGCUGGAGUGGGUUGAUCCCCUUACGUUUUGCUACUUGCGUUGCUGAAGUUGCGGAGGACGAAGACUUCGGGCGUGAAAUUUGCGCUCUUGAGAAAGUGUGGUCGGAGCUAAAAAAUUAAAAAGUGAGCGUGGGAUCGGAGCAGAAUUUGAAAGGACAGAUUGUAGAUCCAAAUUGUACGAGAUGCAUGUUUAUAAUGCCUGGUUGCCGCCUCCGGUAAGGGAAUUGUUGGAGGCCGAUCCGGAAAGGAACAAGUUUCAUGAUGUGGUCCUGGAGGUGGAGCGCGAGUGGCAGCUCCACAGCGCCGAGAGCAGAUUCGCAUCGCUGAAGUGGAUAUCUGUUAUCAACACCUUCGUGAAAGCGAGAGCCGAACUUGCAAUAGAGGAUCUGGAACUGUUAGUGAAGAGGGCUCUCGACAUACUCUUAGCAUCAUCCGACAAUUUAUUUGUUCAGAUUCAGUGGAGCCGCUGCCUCGUAAAAAUUUUGAAAAAGUAUCGCAACAGCCUAUCUUUGAUCAUUCAAUGGAAACCAUUUUACAGAUUGAUAUAUGAUACCCACUUUAAGCGGCGAAUAAGCUACGAAGGUUUAGCUUUGAAACAGUAUCAUCAGGAUACCAUUGUUUCUCUUGUACGAACCAGCCGUCGAUUUUUUCCUGCAGGAUCUGUUACAGAGAUCUGGGAGGAGUUCAGGCCAGCGUUGGAUGAUCUUUCACAUAAUUCAGCCCUUGAGGCUGUCGGUUUUAUUUCCUUAUUUAUGCCAACUAAGUUGGAGAAGCUGACGGAGACCGACCGAGCCACACUAUCGAGCAAGUGGCUUGAGGAGUGCCUGAAGCUGUGGGCGGCGCUUCCCAAUUCUCAUUAUUGGGAUCGUCAGUGGGCUUCUCUACUAAGCCGGUUUAUCAAACACUGCUACGUAUCGCAUACGGUCGACUUGGAUCCAUAUCUUCCCACUCUAUUCACUCACAUUUUAAGAUCUUUUGAGGUACCUGUAGGGAAGUCCGGGACCUCAUCUCCAGUUGGAAGAGACAUCUCUCGAGAAAUUAUGUUCGCCUUUAAUGGAGGAAUGUGGGCGCAGCCUGUUUCUAAGUAUUAUGCCAAAGCUAUUGUUUAUAUGUUGAAGCCAGGUGGCCCGACAGAAUAUUUAUUGAGCAACUUGAUCGAUCUGCUUGAACAGUACUACCAUCCUUCUAACGGUGGUUCGUGGACAACCUCUCUUGAGAGAUUCUUGCAUUUCUUGGUAUAUUACUUUCAAAAGCGUCUCGCGUUUGAGCAGCGAAGUCGGUCAGCUGGAGCAGUUCUUGAGGUGAACUCGUUCCUUGGAUCUGCAGAAAGAAGAUCCUUCGUGAAAACACUGCUACCUCUGAUCGAAAGGGGCCAGUACAGCAAAGAUUCUGACAUGUCUGAAACGGCAGCUAGUACGGCUUCCAUGUUAACGUAUCUGGAGCCAUCACUAGUUCUCCCUCUGAUAAACUCGCGUUUUCACACGGCUUUAAACACUAUAACAGCUACGCAUCAACUGGAAUCGGCAGUUACAACUCUUGCUCUUGCUGCACGUCCUACGUUUCUGGCUUGCGCUAAGGAGGGUGUUUUUGCAAAGAAUGACGACAAUCAGGCUUCCUCCUUGUACUUGGAGGAGUUCACAGAAACCUUGGUCGUGGCCAUGUUCAGUACUUUGCUUGGGAUGGAUGCCAAUGAUCCACCCAAGACACUAGCUACAAUGGCGCUUUACUCCUCUAUUCUUUGCAAUGUCGGAGUUGUCGGGGAUGUAGCAGAUGGUGGAAGUCUAGUGUUACCCAUUGAUUGGUCUGAAUGGCUUGAUGAGUUUCUCUCUCGUCUAUUCACGUUGCUUGUACACUUGGAGCCCAGCGGCCAACAGUUGGAUACCGGACUUGAUGAUGGUUAUUAUCUAUCUUCAAGCACUUUCCUCAUGCAAGAAGGGUCUUUUUAUCAUUCGGUUAUCGAGCUUUUAUUCGGAAGAUUGACCAAACCUCUCUACCUGCAGGCCUUGAAGAAACUAGCACAAUUCUUGCAGAACAACGUACUUCCAGGAGCUGCGUUAGAGAUUGGUCUUCUGUGUUCAUUCGCAGUCUUCACGAAUUCAGCAGAAGCUAUUAGUCAGCUCCUUGUACCCAUAAUGAACUCUUUGGUUGCUUCCCUCGGCGACUUCCCUACUACAGGAUUUGGUGGUGAUGAUGACUCGAGGAUUGACUCAUCCAGAGUGCAGGCUACACUUUCUCAAGCAGUAGAGACAUCCGUGACAUUUCAGCUCAAUGUCUUGUCAGCAGCAUUGAUGUUUGCCGGGGAAAAUGUUCUUCCCUACAAAGCCUUAUUGGACAAAGUCAUUUUUGCUUCCUUCAACGCUCCAUCAUCCAAGGUCAAUGAAGCAGGAAACCGAUUAUUGAGCUCUCUGCUUGGUAGUCUGAUAUUUUAUUAUCCACUUGAUCAAUACAAGUUGAACUCAAGAUUGGUGGAUGGUGUGGAAGCUUGGAUAAGUACUAAAAUUUCCGCAGAAGAUGGAGAUGCUCCACAUUGGCACAUACCCAACAAAGAAGAGUUGUCUUAUGCAAACGCCUUGUUGGAUCAACAUCUGCGUGGCGCUGUUUCUAGUCUGCGCGAUGUCUGCAAGAGCAAUCGCCAGGCAGAGUCUUCUGGAGGUCAGGUUCAGAUAAAAGAGUAUUUACGAGUACUCUUUCUUCGAAUAGAUGCAACCCUUCGUGGAGUAGGGUCUUGCUUACCUGAUUUUGACUUGGCCCCUUCAUCGGGAGCCUCUGGUUCAAAGGCGAAGAGACGACUAAAUGUGCUAGGAGCAUUCGGAGCUUCUGUUGGCGAUAACAAGUUGAGGGAGGAGGCAGCUGAUACUCUACAUGCAGCCUGCGAGUAUCUCUUCAAGGAAAGGGCUGAUGACACUGUGCUGCUAAUGAUGCUGAUUCGCGUCAUGGAUUUAGUUGGCUUCAGUGCAACGUUGGAGCAUAACUUUUGGUCAAAUGGUAAAAGGCUGCGUCAUGCUGAGGCCAAGUGUCUCACAGAACCUAAAAUGAAUUUUAUUACCAACCCUGAUGCUAAGAACAAACGAAGGCCUCGAUGGCUGGUGGUAGAUAUGGUGUCGUUGCACAAUGCGUGGCGUUCUUCUCGAGGAUCCUUCCGACCUAUAUAUGCUGGGCCUGAUCUAGUACCUGUCUCAAAGCACCUUGCCUUGCUAGCCAAAGAUUUACUGAAGUUGUCUUUGCACCGCUACGAUGUCGUCCGCAAGUUUGCCAUCAGCGCGCUUGGCAAGUCCUUGAAGCGGUUUCCGAUCUUGGUGAAAGAUUGUUUGCCGACCUUGACUGGAAGCUUAGAAGAUUCAGCGGCACUUGAGGAAUCAGCUCUGGGUGCAUGCAAAGUCCUGAUGUUGAGGCCAGUUUUGCGCCAUCUCACACAGGACUGGAGUGCGUUAUCGUCGUUCUUCCGAUCCCUUUUAAAAAGUGCACAUCAUGAAUCCGUCAAAGCUCAAAGCGCAAUAAAUGAGCUCUUUGUAGUCUUCAGUGUUCGAUUUGGAGGAUUGCCAAGUCUUUCUAGUGCUACUAAGAAUACAGAUGCAUCAACCUAUAAUGCACUUGUUGCACAUAUUAAAGGGAUGCUCUCAGAUGGUUCUGAAAACAUACAUUGGCGCUACAAUCUUAUGGCGAAUGGAAUGCUCCUUCUUCUUUUGGUGCAGCCAGUUAGUGAUGGAUCCAAACCCAACCCAGUCUUGGAGUCUCGGAUGAUAAUUGCCGAGCAGUUUCUGUCCAAUCUCAGCAGCGAGCUUCCUGCACUGCGGCCUCUAUCGAUAAUCGCCUUGUUAUGUUUGCUGCAAGCGUGGUCCCAUGAGUCUCUGGUGGCAAAAGCACCCGAGGCUUUGAAAGCUAAGAAAGAACUGGGAAGCCUAUCAUUGAAAGAUGUCCUUAUUCCAAUCAUUCAGAAACAAGGAUUUGGCGGGACAAUAAUCCAAAAUCUUGCUUUUGAUCACCACUAUCCAGAAGGUUCUGGAAGAACUGGAAGAUGGAAUGGCAGUAGAACCACUGCUCGCAUAUCGGAUUUAGGUCUUACUGAUCUCAUGCCUCCCUUCACUAGAGACUGGCCGCGAACAAGAACAUGGGACUCAGGCAUGAGAGGAGAGGCUUUUUCCGUUAAUUCUGCAAAACUUUUCAAGCGGCUUGCUCGUGAGUGUGGCGAAGUUUUGGUAAACGCAUUGCGGGGUCCGUUGGAAGAGGUGGCAAAUCUACCGGAAGAGCGUGGAAAGCAGUGUGUAGCUGCCGAGAUUAUUGGUGGCUUGCUGCAGUCAGAUGUGAAAUGUGUCGUUGCAGCUUGGGAUGAUUGGCUGCGACCAACUCUGCAGAAGUGUCUGAUGCAGGCAACUGUGGAAUCAGGUCCGGAGUGGGCGGCUUGCAUUCGGUUUUCAUUGACUGGAAAAGGAGGAAGGGGAGAAUCGUCACCUGUGUUGCGGUAUGAAAUCCUGGAAUGCUUGGCAGAACCACUGCCGUCCACAGCAUCAACUAGCCUCAUAGCUAAGCGUCUGAUGCUUCUUCGCGCAGCCCUUGUUGAGUACCGUCCGGUCCCGAGUCAAAGUAAGGAGGGUCUGCUUCAUGCACAUCUUCUGCGUGAAAUGACGUCUUCCAUGGCUCACGCAGCCCCACAGGUGAGGGAGAAUGUCGGAAGUCUCAUGUGUGUACUUUUAGCCAAUAUUCGAGCUUCAUCAGCGUUAGAAGAACAGGUUCGCGUUCAGAUUUCUGAUCGUAUGGAGACGGAGAGUAACUUAGGUAUCUCUUAUCCGAGUAUCACGGUUGAUAUGAACAAAGCUGCAGUAGGAAGGCCAGCGGAGACGGUCGCUAAACUUCAGUUUAUAGCUGCAUCACCAGCUGGAUUCACUGCGCCUAUGGAUGUCGUUGCAAGUGGGGCAGGUGAUGUGCUCAUGGCCACAAGAGGUGCUUUGGAGAAAACUUUGGGUUCAGAGUUGAGUUUGGUGAAGACAGCUACUGUAGAUGAGUUCAACAAGGUCUUGGUAGAGGAAACAAAGAUCACUUCACUUAGGAUCCAAAGCCUGGGAGGCCCUGCAUUCGGCGGUUCAGAGGCGUCAACGAGUAACAGUGCUGAUCAAUUAGAGAAUGGAAGUCAAGAUAUCAAGUGGAUGGAGACGGUACUUUACUUCAUUGUUGCUUGCCUAAAGUCCGGCAAAGCUGUCGACAUGACGCCCACUUUGAUAGGGCUACUGCAUCCUCUUUUGUCACUGCAGGAGACAUCUGAGAAAGAUCUUUCAGCACUGGCCAAGGGAACUUUGAGGUUGCUGAAUUGGCACCCCAUUCCUAGGGAAAACCUUCCUGCUGCUGUGAAAGCGGUGCUGGAGGCGGCUGCUGAUACUAAUUGGCACACACGCGUGGCAGCUCUUGUUUUCAUACAGUCGUUCGUCUACAGACACACGUACAUACUAUCAACGAAAGACAAAGAGUCUUUGUGGAAUCGUGUGCGAGAGCUUCUUUCUGAUCCUCAAGUUGAGGUGAGGGAGGUAGCAGCUACAAAUAUUGCGGGCAUGAUGAAGGGUUCAGACAAUGAAUUUGCCCAAGCAUUUCGUGAGCAGACAAUGCGUGCGGCUUCGUCAAUGCACAAUGCUUCAAAAAGGAAGAGGACAAGUGAGACAACACCUAAACCUGUAUACACUGCUGCAGCCAUCCAUGGCAACGUGUUGGGGCUUGCUGCCUGUGUCUUGUCUGUACCUUAUGACAUGCCGACGUGGCUGCCAGAUACCGUCACUUUACUUGGGCGCUUUAGCGGGGAGUCUUCAUUAAUCAAAAGCACUGUCAAAAAAGUCAUUUCUGAGUUUCGGCGUACGCAUUCUGAUACUUGGGCAUAUCAGAAAGACUCUUUCAGUGAAGAGCAGCUGGAAGUCCUAUCUGAUCUGACUUCGUCUGCGUCAUAUUUUGCAUAAACCCGGAAAUUUAUGGGCUGGACCAACAUUCUAGGAUCAACAUGUAUUAUCCAUGCCAAUUUUGGUUUUAGCAAUCACAAAUUCAUACACUUGAGUACAGAAGUCUCCAUCUCCACCAGAGGCUGGCAGUUCUGGAUGGUUGACACUAGGUUAGAUUAGGAAAUUUGAGAAGAGCUAGUCUUACAUUUUUUACAAGGCAUUUUGCUUAUUGGACCGCCAUCCCGCCGUACAGUGUUCCUUUGUGCUCCUCUAUUGAUGUGGCAAUUGAACUUGCACGGUAGUUUCUGGGAGUGGUUUCAUUUACCACCACCAGCAGGUUGGCGAGAAAUAACUCGUUCGGUUUCUGUGACCAACGUGUUCCUCAUUUUAAAGAUUUGUUUCUUCUGUCCAAUAGUUACUUGUAAAACCAUGGCAAUUGUGUUUUGGUGAUUCAUGAAGAUCAGAAGAGAGGGUCUUGAGGCGUUUCACCACUAUCACCGUAUAAUGACUUGAGGGUCCAGUUUUCGAAGAAUCAUGUUCUUCGAGGCAAAGACUGAAGUCAGACUUGUGCAGAAGUUUGUAAGAGAGCCCAAUGGGAUUCGAUGGAGUACAUUUAUACAGCGCUCGCACUCUGCCACUUCGACACCGUGAUAUGCGCCGAUGGGGCCUUGGUGUGUUCAUGUUUGGUUCUUUUGCUCCGACAAUCUUUUUCGGUUCUUCUCGUUUCAAUGCAUAUGCUGCUUCGGUUCUCUUCCUCACGCUCGGCUCUGGGCAAUGUCCUCUUUGUGAACUGCUUAUCUCAUGAUAUUGCAAGUAAAGUUAGAGUGUUAGAGCUGGAGGUCGUGAACACCUCCCUGAGUAUGAUUCGUAUCCGAGGGAUAUAAAUUCCCUAACAGAAACACUCAUUCCAUCGCCGGCACACCCAGUUAAGCCUGAAAAUUAUUUCAUCGGUUUAGUAUCCUUUACGGUGUCACAUGUAAACAUUUUUUCUUCCAAAACGAAGUCCACAUCCAACUUAUACACGCUUUUACUUUCUGACGAAAAUUGAAUAUCAAUGUUCCAUGCUCUGUGGCU
Molecule: messenger RNA, 7782 nt
Organism: Marchantia polymorpha subsp. ruderalis
Lineage: Eukaryota; Viridiplantae; Streptophyta; Marchantiopsida; Marchantiales; Marchantiaceae
Source: the annotation of a GenBank genome assembly